CUGGAAGUGACAGAGAGAGAAAACGACGAGCGAGAGAAGAGGUACUCAAGCUUCGUAGUUCGAUGUGCAACUGAAUCGCAUGGCAAUAUGAAAAUUGGCAAAUUCAUCUUCUUCUCAAUCAGGGCAUUCCGUUUCUCGUCAACCCGAUUUCUCAAUUCCCUUUGCCAGACGAGCCAAAGCUUCUCACCGAGCGAACAGUGCGUCACCAACCAAACAGCCGCUACUCUGUCUGCUGCUCUUCAGCAAUACAUCAAAUCAAGCGUUCCUGGGCACGGCCGCAAGAUUCACGCCCAUAUUCUGAAGACCGGUUUCCGUCCCAAUACAAAUGUACGUAUCAAACUCCUCGUGCUCCACUUGAAGAGUGGGUGCUUGCAGUAUGCGCGCCAAGUGUUUGAUCAAUUGCCUCACCGAACGCUUUCUGCUUAUAACUACAUGGUUGGUGGGUAUUUGAGACAAGGGCUAGUUGAAGAACUGAUCAAUUUGGUUCGCGGGUUGUCUGUUGAUUGCCAAGAAAAGCCUGAUGGGUUUACCUUCUCCAUGAUUUUGAAAGCCUCUACUAGUACUAGUGCCUCCAGUGUUGUGCUGCCUCGGAAAUUCGAGGGCAUUGUUCAUGCUCAGAUAAUUAGAUUGGAGAUUCAGCAUGAUGAUAUUCUCUACACGACUGUGGUUGAUUCUUAUGUGAAGACUGGAAACAUUGUUUACGCGAGGAGAAUUUUUGACUUGAUGAUGGAUGAAAAUGUCAUAUGCUCAACGUCGAUGAUAUCUGGAUAUAUGAACCAUGGUUCUAUUGAAGAAGCUGAAGCGGUAUUUGGAAGAACAAACCAAAAGGAUAUCGUUGUCUUCAAUGCCAUGAUUGAAGGUUAUAGCAGGUCAGUGGGAACAGCUAGGAAAGCACUGGAGUUCUACAUUGAUAUGCAGCGCUUUGGUUUCCGGCCCAAUAUUGCCACAUUUGCUAGUGUUAUUGGGGCUUGCUCUCUUCUCACUGAAGUUGAGAUUGGUAUACAGAUCCAUUGUCAGCUUACGAAGAUCUGUUUUACCCACAUAAAGAUCGGAAGUGCUUUGGUUGACAUGUAUUCAAAGUGUGGGAAGAUUGAGUACGCCCGUACAGCCUUUGAUGACAUGCCAGAAAAGAAUGUAUUCUCUUGGAGUUCAAUGAUUGAUGGUUAUGGCAAGAGUGGUGAACCUGAUAAAGCACUCGAGCUAUUCCAUCAGAUGCAACUACGUGGGGUCGAGCCCAAUUAUGUGACCUUUCUUGCAGCUAUCUCAGCCUGUGGACAUGGUGGCUUAGUUGGCAAAGGCCAUGAGAUCUUCGAGAGUAUGGAGAGGGAUUACUCUCUCAAACCAAGGAUGCAGCAUUAUGCCUGCAUGGUUGAUCUGUUGGGUCGAGCAGGAAGUUUGCACCAAGCAUGGGAUCUGGUUAUGGGGAUGCCCGAGAGGCCAAACUCUGAUGUGUGGGCAGCCCUACUGAAUUCUUGUAAUCUUCAUGACAGUGUAGAGAUGGCAAGUGUAGCUGCUAAUGAACUGUUUAAACUCAAUGCUAAAAGGCGGCCUGGCGCAUAUGUCUCAUUCUCCAAUACUUUAGCAGCUGCUGGGAAAUGGGAUAAUGUAAGUCAAUUGAGAGAGGCUAUGAAGAUCAGGGGAGUGCUGAAAGAUACUGGCUCCAGUUGGGUUGGCGCUGAAAUUGAUGCUUGAGGUGCUCAUUGCAUGACGUGCACCAAAAGAAGUCGGGGAUUAUCUCUUUCAAAUUUCAGAUGAGUUGUUUUACAGGAUUUGGUUAUACCACUCAGCUCAAUUAGGGCUCAAGCUUUUUAGUGCAAGUAUCUUGGAGCAAUCGCCAUAUGUGUUUGCAAUAGUUGACAGAAAACCUGCUCGUGGAGGAGAAACUGAAGGAGAUUCUACCAAGAAUCGUCCUUUGAUUUUGACAGUCAUAGCUGUGCUCUUCAACAUGUAACUCCUGUAAUUUUGGAUCAUGAAAGGUAAUUUGGCUUCGUGUACCUUUGUUUCUGAAACUUUGGUUUACAAAGUAAAGCAUGUUGCUGUCCUUCCUUGUGACAAUUUGAGCUUCUUUUUCCAGUCAAGGAAAACAAUGUGUGCGACUCCUAAAAUCAUAUUGACAGCCGGAUUAGCAAGAAGACUGCGGAUGAGAAAGUGAGGAGGGUCAAGGCAGAAGGAUAGGUUAGUUUGGAAUAGUAAUUUGGUCAUUGGUUGGCUAACCGUUUGUUUCUCUGAUUCGGGAAUCGUUAUAGGGUAAGUAAACGGCCUCUGUAAUUAAUAUGAAGAUAAAUAAAUAUACGUCUCCUGUCAAUUAAUUAAUUGCCUUGUUUGGUUGCUUGCUUAUAUAUAUUUGGGAUUACCUACAACAGAAUUACCCAUCAAGAGAAAAACGAAGCCAGAGAGAAAUUAAACGUCAAGAAGAAGGAGAAGGAGAAGAAGAAAGGGGGAGAAUGUGCUGCUGCUGCUGUGGAGAUGACUGUGAAUGCAGGCCUCUUGCCUUUCUGUUAGCCCUUCCUUUUGCCUUCGUCUCCCUCAUCCUUUCCAUAAUUGGCAUCAUUAUAUGGAUUCCUGGGUAACCCUAGAAUCUCUCUAAAUCCUCUACAUGUUCUUCGGAUUUGAGUUUAUGGGUUUCUAAUUUUGCCCCUUCGUGGUGUGUUCUGCAGCUUGUUGCUGAGUUGCAUAUGCCCAUGCUGCUUCUGCGUGACAAUCGUUGUGGAGUUCGCGCUAGGGUUGAUCAAGGCGCCAUUUCUUGUGAUGGAGUGGUUUAUCUCCAAGAUUCCUUGUUAGGGUUUAAGUUGCAGAGAUCGUUCUUUUCAAGGAUGUGAUUAAUUGGUUAGAGGUCGAGAACCAGGGAUUGAUUGAUGUAGUUUGACUUUUUCUUUCCCCUCUUUUGGUGCUUCUGUGGACGACAUAAACAAAGACAAUGAUGAAGCUAUUUUCCGGUCUUGAUCCUUGGCUUUCUUGCUCUAUUAUUAGUUUCUCAAUCUGUUAAUUGCGUGUUGAAUAUUCGUCGGUUACUUUGUUUUUGUUGAGAACGAUGAACAAUGAAUAAGCAAUGCAGUGAUGC
Molecule: messenger RNA, 3061 nt
Organism: Linum trigynum
Lineage: Eukaryota; Viridiplantae; Streptophyta; Magnoliopsida; Malpighiales; Linaceae
Source: the annotation of a GenBank genome assembly